Messenger RNA from Dictyostelium purpureum, 3228 nucleotides. RefSeq lists its product as uncharacterized. The record is from RefSeq and is a predicted model, not a curated record. The transcript is spliced from 4 exons. Lineage: Eukaryota; Evosea; Eumycetozoa; Dictyosteliales; Dictyosteliaceae. Bases 1 to 3228 code for a protein of 1075 amino acids.
AUGAAUAUGAAUGGAAAUUAUAGUGGAAAUAACAUUAGCCCAAAUAGUAGAAUAUUACAAUUAGAAAAUGAAAAAAAACAACUUUUAGAAUAUUUAUUCGAAACAAAUGCAAAUACACUAAGAUAUUCAAGAUAUUCAACUAUAAAUGAUAAAGGGUUUGCUACAUUGAAUGUUGAGGAGCUAAUUCAAUUUUUAAAAAAAGUAUCACCAACCAAUAGUAAUAGUACCAUUAACUCACCAAUACAUUUACCACAACAAAACCAUAUAGAUAGUAAUAAUGGGAAAAUACCAUCACCAACAACACCACUACAGCAAGCGCAACAACAUACCGCACCUCUAUCAUCACCACAAAAUAGUUUAAAUAAUAGUUUAAAUAAUAGUUUAAUUAAUAGUCAAAACAACGUUUACCUAAUUAAAAGUCCAACACCAAGCAAUACGAGCAGUGGUACCUCAACAAGUGAUCAAAUUAAAUCACUACUACCCGAAAACUAUGGUUUCUUAUCAAAAGAACAGUUCCAUUUCUCAAGUUACGAGGCCUAUUUAUUAGUUUCUCAUUUUAGUAAGCCAGGUGAUUUAGUUUCAACCAUAAAGAGUUUAAUAUUAAAACAAUUUAUUUUAAAGGAUUUAAAAGAAGAAGAAGGAUUUAGAAUUCAAUGUGAAAUUUCAAAAGUAAAACAUGAUGGAUUUAUUAAAGCAUUAACACCACCUGGAACAUCACCAAAAGCAUCACCCACAAACUCAAACAGACCACUAUUUACAUCACUUACAUAUAGACUAUGGUUAUUAAAGCAUUUCAAUUUUAAUAUGUUUGAUAGCCAAGAAUCUUUAAUGAUAUGGUUCAAGAGACAAUUAUAUACAAUAUUAAAUGGCCUUAUAAAUUUAAUCAAAGAUCCAUUUGAUGAAAAAGAUAACCAAAGUGUAAAUCAAUUAAAGUUGUAUUGUUACAAUUUAGAAGUUGCUUUGCAAGAACAAACCCCGUCAUCUUGUACCGACCCAAUCUAUGCCACUCCAUUUAAUAAUUUAGAUAAAUUUAUUGGUAGCUUAUUUUUAAAGUCAACAAUUUUAAACUCGCCAACAACAAAUACAUCAAUCAAUAGUGUUAAUAGUAACCAACUAGCCACAGAAUACUUAACUAAACCUGUACCCUACCAAUUUCCACUAAAUACAAAUAUGUUUGAAGAUCUUUUGUUCUACAGUCUCUUUGAGUUUGAUGACGACGAUGGUAUUAGAUUUAUUGGCGAUGAACAUCUAAGAGUCCCUCCAGGAUUAAAACAUUUUGCAAUUGCACUCAAAAUUACACCAACUAUGGAGACUAUUUGUCACUUAAAUUGUUUUUUGAUGGCCUAUCAAGCAGAACAACGCGAAGAACAUUUCAAACGUUUACACGACACAUUGGACUCAAUUCAUAAGCUUAUUCAAACAAACAGUCCAUUGAUUAAAGAUCCAAUUACAUCCAAUGCGCCCCUAUUAAAAAUGACAUUGAAAAAAAUAGCAUCAUGGUUAACUAAAAUCCUCAGUGAUCUCCAUUCAUAUAAAGGCUCAUCACCAACCAAGGAAAUUGCCUCAGCAUGCUCAAUUUAUAUUCAAUCAAGAGAGAUGUGGAGUCUUUUAUCGACAACUAAAACUAUUAAAAAUUCAGAAUCAACAUUCCAACCAUUCAUCAUCUCCACUGUUUCAUGCCAUUACCAACGUCUUUCUCAAUCCUUCAGACCAUUAUCGCUUGAAAAUUUUGCAGAAUUUGUAAAUUUACUCAUACCAGAAAUUCAAUUAAAUCUUGAUGUUUUUAUAGCGGGAUUUAGCAAUGUUCAUAGCAAAUGCAAAACUGUAGCUCUAACAGAAUGGGUCAACCUAUACUCGAAUGAUAUAAAGGCAGUUUUCGAGGAUGUUUAUUUCCUUUCACCAAUGUUAUUACAAUCGGUCCAAGCAGCUUCAAAAUUCCAAGUGCUCUUAAAAAAAGUAAAUUUAAUUCCAGAGGAAAAACUACCACCAGUCAAAACAUAUGUAAGCUCAGUUAUUGGUGCAUGGUGCCAAAAUCAAGAAAAAGAUUUUACAAAAUGGUUUGAAAAUAUUUUCAAAUUAGACAAAUUUACACCACUUGACAAAGAGGUUAAGCAUUCUUCAUCGGUAGUCGAUAUGUUUACAAUGUUUUAUCAAACCAUUUCAACUUUAGCUAAAAUGAGAGGAUCGUUAUCUGACAAUUUCCCAGCUUUUAUCUUAACUCUAUCUGCCCUGUUCAAUAGCAAUUGUAUUUUAGCAUAUAACUCAAGUGUAGAAACUUUGACAUUAUGUAACCAAAAACAAAUACUCUAUCCAACCUCAUUAAAUGAAAGAAUUCAGAAUAAAAGUAAAAUUAGAAAAAGUAUUUCGACAUCAUCAAAUCAAAUUACAACAUCAUUACAAAUUUCAUCCUCAUCAAAAAAUGUACCCGAUCCAACUCAAAUUGUAAUUCAAACCAAACUUUCACAAAUGACAAUUUUAAAACUUUGUGUUUGUGUAAACAAUCUAGAUCACAUAUUAUUAAAUAUUAACAAUUAUAUUAAUGAAAAUUCAUUUGAUGAUGAUUCAUUAAGAAAUAAAUUAAAAGAAUUAUUUUCAUCGACCCAAAUAACUUUAGCAGAGACUGUCAAUAAAUUGGUAGAUUUUAUAGGUACUAGAGUUGUAUUUUAUGAAUGUAAACAACAAAUUAUCGAAAGUCUUUAUAGUACUCCAAUUACAUCCAAAGAUACAAUUUCAGAAAUUUUGGAAUCUUUAAGUCCACAUUUGAAGAUUAUUUAUAACAACUCACAUUCAAUUCAAAGAGGAAAUGAUAUUUUAGCUUCAGUGUGCAAAGCAUUUUUACAAGCCAUGGAAUUUUCAAUUUUAUAUGGUGGACCAACAAGAGUAUUUCAACCAAAAGAUACAGAAUAUCUAGAAUAUGAUAUAGAAUUAACCAAAGAUUUCUUUUUAGACCGUGAUGAACAAGGCAAUGCAACAGCAGUUUCAGAUGAACUUUUCGAGAGUUAUGUGGUUCCAUUAAGAAAACUAGUUAAUCUAUUAUUUGAUCUUUCAAGUGAUAUUUUAAUAGAUCAAUAUAAUGAAGGAAAAUCAUCGUUCUCACGUCAAACUAUACUAUGUGUUUUAGUACAUAGAAAUGACAAAACUGCGAGAUCAUUUAUCAAAAAGAAAUUAACUGAUUCAACAUACAUUUCAAUUAAAAAAGGUUCAAAAAUUAAUUUUUUAGUUAAAUAA